Elaeis guineensis (African oil palm) is the source of this 714-nucleotide messenger RNA. The record is from RefSeq and is a predicted model, not a curated record. Lineage: Eukaryota; Viridiplantae; Streptophyta; Magnoliopsida; Arecales; Arecaceae.
AUCCACCGCCACCGUUUCCCUCUAUUGUUUAAUCGCCAUCGGUAGCUUUCUUCGCCAACCCGCUAUUCCUCCCUCCUUUUCUUCCUUUCUACCAUCGCCUUCGCUCCUCAGUCCUCCUAAUUUAUCGAGUUCUAAACCCUUGAUCUCGAUUUCCUCCUCCCUUGAUUCCAGAUUCGAGGGCAUAAUACGAUGGAUUCCUCGUCCUCGAGCCAACCGGAGUUCGAUUAUUUGUUUAAGUUGUUGCUGAUCGGGGAUUCGGGGGUGGGGAAGAGCAGCCUCCUGCUGAGAUUCACAUCGGACUCCUUCGACGAUCUCUCCCCCACGAUUGGUGUGGAUUUCAAGGUGAAAAUGGUUACAAUUGGAGGCAAAAAGCUGAAGCUUGCAAUCUGGGACACUGCUGGACAGGAAAGGUUCAGAACUUUAACCAGUUCAUAUUACAGAGGAGCACAAGGGAUCAUCAUGGUUUAUGAUGUAACACGAAGGGAAACCUUCAGCAACCUUGCUGAUGUAUGGGCUAAGGAAAUAGACCUUUACUCCACUAAUCAAGAUUGCAUCAAAAUGCUUGUCGGCAACAAGGUUGAUAAGGAAAGUGAGAGAGUUGUCACAAAGAAGGAGGGUAUUGACUUUGCAAGGGAAUAUGGAUGUCUGUUUUUAGAAUGUAGUGCAAAAACAAGAGUCAAUGUGGAGCAGUGCUUUGAAGAGCUUGUCUUAAAG